Drosophila eugracilis is the source of this 1304-nucleotide messenger RNA. It is a transcript of the gene wbl, whose product is annotated as protein windbeutel. The transcript has 2 exons. The record is from RefSeq and is a predicted model, not a curated record. Bases 182 to 955 code for a protein of 257 amino acids. Gene Ontology annotation, cellular component: endoplasmic reticulum; endoplasmic reticulum lumen. Gene Ontology annotation, biological process: protein secretion. NCBI's taxonomy places the organism in Eukaryota, Metazoa, Arthropoda, Insecta, Diptera, Drosophilidae.
GGUGAGUAGAGAGAGUUGACUUGGAACUGAAAAACAAAGUUACCUGAGCGAAGCGAAUGAUUAUUUAGAACUCCGAAGUAAAAACACUUCUCAGCUCUUCUUGUGGAGGUUUUAGCCAGUUUACGUUGAUAGCCGGCUAGAGCAGGGUCAAGUUCAGAAGCCUCUGUAUUUUGCCACGAAGAUGAUGCGGAUUUUGGUGACACUGCUACUGGCAGCAUUCCACUCGGUUCCCUCUACAUGGGCCAUAUCCUGCACUGGCUGUGUGGAUCUCGAUGAGUUGAACUUCCAGAAGACAGUCGAACGUUUUCCCUAUGCUCUUGUGAAGUUUGAUAUUGCUUUUCCCUAUGGGGAAAAACAUGAGGCCUUUGCUGCCUUCUCGAAGUCAGCCCAUAGGGUGACCAAGGAUCUUCUAAUAGCCACUGUGGGUAUCAAGGACUAUGGAGAACUGGAGAAUAAGGCCCUUGGCGACCGUUACAAAGUAGACGACAAGAAUUUCCCUGCCAUCUUCCUGUUCAAAGGCAAUGCCGAGGAGUACAUUCCCCUACCAAGCCACAUGGACGUUACCCUGGACAACUUGAAGGCCUUCGUCAGUGGCAAUACCCCCCUGUAUAUAGGACCCGAUGGCUGCCUCAAGGAGUACAGUGAUGCCCUCAGGAACUACGCCAAUCUUCCCGACGAGGAGCAACUGAAACUCAUUGAGAAGUUGGAAGCCAAACAGGAGCAGCUGGCCAGUCCCGAGGAGAAGCAGAGCGCCAAGGCCUAUCUGAUUUACAUGAACAAGAUCCAUGAGCUGGGAUAUGGAUUCCUGGAGGAGGAGAACAAGCGUCUUCAGCGUCUCAAGGCAGGAAAGGUGUCGGCGGCCAAGAAAGAGGAGCUACUCAGGAAGCUUAACAUCCUGGAGGCUUUCAGAGUUCACAAGGUCACCAAGGCUAAAGGCGAAAAGCAGGAGCUGUGAGCCUGCCAAACUUAGUUAAUUUUGUAAAAUAUUAGCAUCAUUCAUGAUAUUUAUAAGUCUCGAAAAUGGGCAGUUAAUUGUUAAUGUAAAAUAAAUCUUAAACUAAAAGUAAAUGGCAGAUACUUUUCCAUCUACAGGUACAAAUUGUUGGUAUGUCAGGAGAAUGAAAGAAAAUUUUUUAUGUUAAAAGAAAUUGACAAUCUUAGGUAAGCUUAUUUAUGAUAAAGAGAAAUGUCACAUUUUAAAGGACUUCAAACGGCUGAUAAAAUAUUUAUCCAUUUAUAUCUAUAUCAUAUAGUUAAGUCUUAUUAAAAAUAUUGUUCGAAUAAAGUUUGAUAUAAACCGUUAA